Messenger RNA from Hevea brasiliensis (rubber tree), 447 nucleotides. RefSeq lists its product as uncharacterized. The transcript has a single exon. Bases 1 to 447 code for a protein of 148 amino acids. NCBI's taxonomy places the organism in Eukaryota, Viridiplantae, Streptophyta, Magnoliopsida, Malpighiales, Euphorbiaceae. The record is from RefSeq and is a predicted model, not a curated record.
AUGCCAGUGCCUCCCGAUUGCUCCCGAUUGGCGUGGCGUGCCGCGAUGCCAGUGCCUCCCGGUUGCCCCAAGCGUGGCGAUGCCCAGUGCCUCCCGAUUGCCCCGGGCCGUGGCGAUGCCAGUGCCUCCCGGUUGCCCCGGCGGGCGUGGCGAUGCCCGAUUCCUCGAUUGCCCCAGCGGGCCGUGGCGAUGCCAGUGCCUCCCGAUUGCUCCCGAUUGGCGUGGCGAUGCCCAGUGCCUCCCGAUUGCCCCGGCGGGCCGUGGCGAUGCCAGUUCCUCCCGAUUGCUCCCCAGCGGGCCGUGGCGAUGCCAGUGCCUCCCGAUUGCCCCAGCGGGCGUGGCGAUGCCGAUUCCUCGAUUGCUCCCAAGCGGGCCGUGGCGAUGCCAGCGCCUCCCGGUGCUCUUGCUCGGGGGGCGUUUGUUCUUCACCCUUCUCAUGCACAAUGA